Messenger RNA from Macadamia integrifolia, 720 nucleotides. RefSeq lists its product as uncharacterized. The transcript is spliced from 3 exons. The coding region runs from base 164 to 502 and encodes 112 amino acids. The record is from RefSeq and is a predicted model, not a curated record. Lineage: Eukaryota; Viridiplantae; Streptophyta; Magnoliopsida; Proteales; Proteaceae.
AAAACUUUACAUAAUAAGACUCUAGGUCUUCCUCCUACUCUAACGUCAAUCUCAUUAUUGGUUCCAUCAUCAAGAGAGCAUUAAGGAAGCUAGUGGGAGAAACCUAGAAGAUCCAUUGUGUUCGUGAUUGGGAUUGCAAGAAUAAAGAUACAGGAAUAAUAUAAUGGCAGUAAAUUCUUCACAGUCGAUGGUGAACGCAUUCAAGAUCCACUACAAUAAAAAUAAAGAUAAGUGGACUCUGAAUGAACUUCAGAGUAUGUGCGUCCAAGAGGAAAGGAGAUUGAAUGACGAGGGAGGUCAGAAGGUCAAUUUUGUAUCCAACCAAAAUAAAAGGAAGAGAGGAAAUUUUAAAAAGAACAAUGCAUCAAAGAAAGCCUCCAAUCCAAAGUCUGAUGACAAGGAAAAAAAAACUGACAAGUUGAAAUGUUUCUUCUGUAAGAAACGCAAGAGUUGGUUCGAAAAGAAAGGGCUUUCUUACAACCUGGAAACCAAAUCAAAGUGAGAGCAUCGUCUACAUGGGAAACCAGCAAGAGUCUGAAGUUUGAUCCAUCGGCACUUAUAAACUCAUUUUAGAUACCGGAUUCCAGUUGGACCUUAUGGAUACUCUUUGUUCCUUCUAUUUCUAGAAAUUUAGUUUCAUUAUCGAGACUUGAUUGUGAAGGUUUUAAAUUUAAUUUUGGUGAUAAGGUUGUAAACGUUUUUAAAGACACCAAUUUAGUU